AAUACGAAAAGACGGAAUAUGUAGAUACAUGUACUUCAGAAAUUCGCCUACCUUAAUCUUUCCCGAUAACAAUUUUAAUUAUAGAAAUAAACACAUACUUAGAAUAAGCCAUAGAUUAGUUCAUCUACUUUAAAAUUUUAACUCAAUGAGCAGGAUAGCCUUGCAUACAGCUACUUGUACGUAAAAUACUUACGAAAUCAUGGGUAAUUCCGUCUUUCACAGAAUACUGUAGUUGUAGGCGGUCAUUGGUUUCAUACUAAGGCAUGCUGUUAGAAGGUAAUAUGCUGAUGAAUAUGAUACAAGGUAAAUGUUUGUAUAUUUAUUUGUGAAGAACGACAAAUAGCUGUCCAGCUUAACUUGAACAGAAGGGCUUUGAGAUGUUUCGGACGAAUCAUUAGGUUUAAGAUGUUCUUUCUAUUCAAUACGGAAAGGUGAAAAGGGCGAAAAUUAAACUUCAGCGAAAAUUUUCGGGUAUACAGUAUAUAUAUAUAUUGUAUUACACAAGCUCAUUCUCUUCACUGAAUUGAAUCUAAAUUUAGCCAGCAGGUAAAGAAAAUAACAUAUAUGCGUGACAUGUUAAACAAACUGAACACUUUAAAUAUCCCCUUUGAUAACCUCCAUUGCAUUAAACAAGACGCAAGUCACGAAACACGAAGGUAUUCAAGAUGUUAUAAAAUAGUAUGUAUUCAGAAUGAAGUCAACUAUCAACUAUCAGUUUCACAGAAAUAUCAUACCACAUAUUUUCCGACGUUUUCUGAACUUAUGUUACCUAGAAGCAGUCGUGCCGAACGUCAACACCCUAUAGACGUAUCCACCCAUCAACUCUCGCCUGCAAAUACAGUCACGUUACCUUCCUCGUCUGUUCAUAGAUUUUAUAUACGUGUAUGUGCGUACGACUUCUCACUGCCGACCCAUCAAGGGGGAGUUAUAAGAUGGCAGAGUUUGGGUACGUACUAGGGUACCUCUUGGUUGUUACUCUUACAGAACUCUCAGCACAAGAGGCUUUAAUAACGGGUUUUCAAUCUUCUGUCGUGAAUAGUGGUUCCCUGUACACGUAUCGAGGGACAGUCGACCAACUAUCAAAGCAGACGACCAUCGUACCUGUGAUAACGCAUUUCAAUACCGGAGUCACCAUUACCAGCCUGACCUCUGACCCCGAGAACGAUGUCCUGUUCUUUUACGAAUACUUUACCCAAACCAUAUAUCAGAUAUCAAAUUUUACUUCUUCAAACGUCCAUCAAACGUCACCGGUACACGCUGUUUCCAGUUCCUUAAAUACCAACAUAGCCUUUGAUUGGAUAACCCGAAAUCUGUACUGUACUGAUGGUAUUCUAGGAUGGAUAUUGGUGAUACACAUGGGAGCUACGAGGGAGGCAGAUAUGGUACGAAUCCUGCUGGAUACCAACAUGGAGUCACCAGGUGCCAUCACAGUGGACCCAAAAGAAGGUUACAUGUUCUGGUCGGACAUUUACAAAGGAUCUCCCCGUAUAGAACGAGCAUACCUGUCUGGAGAGCACCGCGAGGUGAUUGUAUCCACCAGUCUGCUCAUGAUCGGCGACGUAUCCGCCGACGUCCAGGAGAGACGCAUCUACUGGACAGACAGGAUGCGAAAUACUAUCGAAAGCUGUAUGUAUGACGGCCAGCAAAGGGAGAUAAUUCAUCGGCGGAACAAUUACGUCUUUUCCGACAUCAUGACUGACCUCGCACAUCUUUGUGUCACAGAAGAUUACCAGGAUAUGCUUUUGUGUAUGUACAAAAGUUCUGCCGAGUAUGUGCUGUUAGAAAGGUAUGAUAGACAACCAUACGCACUGGAGGUAUUCGAUAAAUCUCGGAAACCGUCGUCUACGGACAAGUGUGCCUCCAAGUCCUGUCAACACUUUUGUGCUCCCACUCCAGCAGGGGCUACUUGUCUCUGCAAGAAUGGUUACACUCUUCAAGGAGACGAAACAGCAUGUGUUGCUGACCACGACUUACCAGUGAAGGGAUUACUUUUGGGGAACAGUACACACAUGUGUGUGAUAGACUUUCUGAAUUUUGAGUCCUCGCCUUUUAAAGCGCCUAUCUGUUUAAUAGACAGUCUCCAGGAUACAACCUUUCUGUCCGUGGAUGUUACGUCCAUGGAUUGAUUUUUUGCUGAUAGGAAAACACGAAGUCUGAAUUCCAUCAAUAUACAAACAAGGAUAAGGAAACAGCUUGCUAAUACGGGA
Mizuhopecten yessoensis (Yesso scallop) is the source of this 2207-nucleotide messenger RNA. RefSeq names its product low-density lipoprotein receptor-related protein 5-like. Bases 885 to 2126 code for a protein of 413 amino acids. The transcript is spliced from 6 exons. The record is from RefSeq and is a predicted model, not a curated record. Lineage: Eukaryota; Metazoa; Mollusca; Bivalvia; Pectinida; Pectinidae.